Messenger RNA from Aegilops tauschii subsp. strangulata, 4153 nucleotides. Lineage: Eukaryota; Viridiplantae; Streptophyta; Magnoliopsida; Poales; Poaceae. The record is from RefSeq and is a predicted model, not a curated record.
AAAUUAAGGGCUUGCUGUUUUAGAUAGGUGAGAGGAUUAGUGCCUGUACCUUCCAAAACACACGCUCGCCCCGCAUCCCACGCCCCGCGCCGGCAUCCUCCAUGCGCCUCAUCGUCGAAGCGGGAGACGUGCCGCGCCCGGCAGCGUUCGGCGGUCGAAGGGGGAGACGUGCCGCGCCCAGCCACCGCCGCAGCCCCAAUCAUCGCACUAAAAUCACGCCGCAUCCUGCCUCUUGUCCUCUCUCCUAUCAGAUGUUCGCGCAGCUGGGACACCGCUCGAGGACGCCGCCGACGCAGGAAUCCGUCCGCCACAGAAGCUGCAAAAACGGGGUCACCAGCCACCGUCACGGCCUCCCUCCCCGCCAUUCUCACGCGCACCUUCAUCGCGUCGCUGUCGAGGCCGGAUCUGAUGUUGCCCCCUCUACGUCAUCAGAAUCCUGCCAAGGCUUUCUCUCAGCUUUGUUCUCAGCAGUGGGCUCUGCUGAUGGUUUUGUCCAAAAUAAGGCAUUUCAACGGAAAUCAUAUGGCAUGCGUGGAUUAAAUCUUGAACUUUGCUACUAAAUAUUUGUACUAAACAUGGUGUAACUCGCUUGUCAGUUUUGCCUCAUAAUCCUAGCUCUCAUUGGUUGAUUUUCAUGAUGUUGCGUAUAUUUUACUGAGGUUAUCCUCUAAAAAACGAUUUUUAUAUCUGUGGUCUUUUUAGUAAUGGGCACUAUAACUUAUAAAAAUGUUGUGUAUUUCUGGACUCGCAUGUAUAGUAUUUUGAUGGAAACAUGCAUGCUUCUGUGGUAUACUAUGAUGGACUAUCAUGCUUGAUGGCAAGAGCUAUGCUGUUACUUGACUACACAUUUAUCUUCUGAUGAUCUUGAACAGUGUGUUUCAAAAUAGAUUGACAUGGUAGCACACUAUCUCGCCCUUCUCACUAAUUCUAUGGGCAUAUGUUAUAUCUAUUUUAACGGUCAGUGCAAUUUACAGAUUGCAUUUCACGGCAUGGUGUUCUAUCCUUCACUUAUUUUUCAGGUUUAGCAACCUUUUUUUGCUGGUUGGUGUCAACAUGGCUGAAUAGGUUCUUGAGUUGCUGUACUAGCGUUUUAUUUCAACUGAGAUCUAUAAUUUUCUGAUUGCUAGCUAACAAAAGUAACUUGUAAAGUAUGGUACCAUGUCGUAUUAUAUAUGAAUGUAAUCUUGCCUUUUUUUUGGUUAUAAUUUACUGACAUUAUCAGUAAGUACUUAAAGUAUAUGGCAAAUAUGAGACAUGCUUGCGAAUCAUCUUUUGUUUUACUGAUUUACUAUGAAAGUAUUGGUCUCCAAUGUUGCGUGCGGACCAAUGAGCAGCUCAAUACCUUUUCAGUAGUGAAUGAGGAUAAAUAGGAUGAAGACAAUAAAAUACAUUUCAACGGAGAUGCGAUAGUGUUGUACAAGUGGAUUUAUUGCUUGGUUUUUAUAACCCCUUUCCAUUUUAUUAUUAUGCAUUAGCGCCUUGUAAUAGAAGAUAUCUCACAAUCAGAUUUGAAGUGAGUCUACAUAAGUCAAAAGAUGGUUGAACAUUGUUGUCCAAAACGUUAUGUUCGAUAUACUUCACCAGAAUUCAUCGUUUAUUUGUGGUGAUAUGCUCUUUUACCAGUUGUUUAUUCAUUUUAUAUUAUAUUUAUUUCCUGCUCAUAGUCCGUUUGAUGAGCAAUAUAUGGUCCCUUUGCCCACCGUUGAUCUAAUCUUGGGUACUUUAAAUGCAUGUUCGUCAUGGUUUACUUAAGCAUAUGCAAAUUGAGACGUGCGUUGCACGUACAAGCUUACUAGUCAAGUACAAUAAUCAAUCUUUCAUGCCAACAAACCCAGCAAGCUGCAUGUGCCCGCCCCAUGCACCAUCUCAUCCCCAUCGUCGUUCUCAUCUGUUUAGCGUACUGUAUAAAGGUGCUUAGCCUUUUAUCAUUAUUGUUGGUAACCUCCUUGCCCUUUUUCUAGCUCCUUUCCCUUCAAUUCUCCGACUUGGUUAGUUGGACUCUAUGUCACACUGAUUAUUGUACAUGUGUAAAUAUGCGUGUCAUCGUAUAUUCUCGCUCCGCGCCCUCUCUCCACGCCCUCGCCCUCUCUCCGCGCCGGUGGCUACUCCGGCCCCGGCGGCCACCUCUCCCCCGCCGUCUCCACUCCGGAGCCGGCGUCCAAGCAUGGCUGAGAGGGUCUCGCUGUCUGCGGCGUCUUCCGACAUGCCGCCGUCUCCCCCCCUUCCCCCCUCUCCGCGCCCUAGGCCGGUGCUGCGGUCGCUUCUGGUGGUUCCCGAUGUGGUGGGCACGGCGCAUGGGCCAAUCGUGCAGGGCGUGCCUUCUCGCCUCGCGGCGGCAUCGCGGGCAGAGUGGCAGACCCGUGGAGGCCGGGGUGGCCUGACGCCGCGCCUGCGGUCGCCGCCUCGCCAGAUCCGGCGGUCCCCUCCUGGCAGGUGGCCAGACGUCCUUCCCUCCUCCCGGCCGCCGCGUGGGCGCAUCCCGGCGAUGCUCAUCGGCUGCUGCUACAACUGCGGCGAUGAGAGGCACAUCUCGGCCAUGUGCACUAACCCGCCGGUGUGUGUGCGCUGCGGGGAGGUGGGCACAUCUCGAAGGGCUGCACUUUGCCGCGCCAUCGUCCUCGUCCGCGCAGUUCGUCUCCGGAGGACCGGCUAGGCCGCAGCCGGCGCUCCGGCCUCGGCUGCCGCCUUCCUCGCCGGUAGGGGCGCCGCCCGCGCCGGUUCCGCCGGCCCCGGUGGCGGCGGGGAUCCCGCGUCUGCCGCCUCCUCUGCCAGGUCCGCCCCCUCCGGGUGCGGUGCGUGUCGGGGCCUCGUGGAGCUAGGUGGUCCGGUCGGGGGCCGAGUCGGUGGCCAGUGUGGCUGGGCCGGGCUUCUCGGUGCCCUUUGCGCCGGCCGGUGCUGGCGUGCAGGGCGUGUCUUCGGGUGCUUCGCAUGCCUUGGUGGAUGAGCAGGUUGACUGCUGUUUCAUGGAGACUGGUCCGGAUCUUCGGGCCAUGGAGGAGGAGCUGGCUCGAGCGGUGGUGGUCUCGGUGGUCGGUUCGAGGCGGCUGGCGGAUCUUGCGGCGGUGGCGGCCGUCAUCGUGGAGGAGUUCGAGCUGGCGCCGUUGGACAUGUCAAUUAGGGCGUUCGAUCCUGAAGAUUUUCUGGUCCUCUGUCGCUCGGUGGAAAUCAGGAACAGGAUGGUCAGGAGGGGUAGGGCGGGCACGCCGCAGUUCGACCUCAUGCUCAGUCCGUGGUCUCGCAGGGCCGGGGCGACGGCGAUCACCAUGCCUGUCCUCGUGCCGCUGGCGCUGCGGGGUGUGUCGGCGAACGCCUGGACCAGGAGAACGACCGAUACUCUGUUCCAUGGCUUGGGCAUUGUGGUCAAGGUGGCGGCAACUACGGAGGCGCGGAAUGACAUGUCGGGGUUUCGAGUGUGGCUACGCACUGAUGACACGGCGAGGAUCCCAUCCCGGCGCAUCCUCGUCGUGGAAGAGCCGGACAAGAGGGGCGCUCGGGCUCUGGAGGUGGUCGACGCGCCGGAUGCGCUGUGGUACCCGAUCUCCAUCGUGCAGGAGGAUGGAGCCGUUCGGUUGGGGCCGCAGGUGGAUGCGCCGCCGCCGCCGCCUUCGCCGCCGUCGGAGGGGCGUGAUCGUGAUGGCCUGGGAUCUGGGGGGCUCAGGGAGGCCGUGGCCCUCCUGCGGCAGGGGUUCAGGCUCGUCGUUCGGCUCCGCACUGCGGCUCGUCGGCGGCAGCCUCGUCGGCGGGAUCGGCGCCAGUCCAGGGGCGUCAAAGAGAAGUUCAAAUUGGUCUCCUGGAUGGUCAUCAAAGGCAACUUGGCGGUGUGGGUCCGCGGGUGGAUGACUCGGCCUGCCCAAUCAUGGGGCCAGGUGAGGCAGAGGCGGUCUGCUCGGAGGGUUCAAUUGGUCCGUUGGAGGCCAGCGCUGUGGGAGUUCGGAUUGCUUGCUGGGAACCGAGUGUGGUGGAGAGUGUGAUGGGGCCCAACAGGGAUGCGGUUGGGCCUCGGGCGGAGUGUGGCUCGACGGUUCGGCAAAAGUGGCGGGCCCGGUCUGGAGAUGUCGCAGCAGGAUCGCCUGGCUAUCAUUGGCUCUCCGGGCGCUGAGGGUAGCGGCGGGCCCGGGGACAGUGCUUUGCAGCCUGUGGAGGAGCAGGAACC